Molecule: messenger RNA, 1299 nt
Organism: Sphenostylis stenocarpa
Lineage: Eukaryota; Viridiplantae; Streptophyta; Magnoliopsida; Fabales; Fabaceae
Source: the annotation of a GenBank genome assembly
AUGAAAACUGGAGCGAAGCCUCCUGAAGUAUGUUCUACUCCAAAAGGUUUGGUCGAUAUGGAAAAUUUCCAUAGCUCCUUCAUUGUUGUGACCAAUACUUCAAUGAUAGUUCUUGUCACUUUCCCCUUGCUGUAUGCUGUAUUUGGUUGUUCCAUCGAUGUCCUAAUAUCAUGUGACCCAAAUCAAGUUCCAAUUCCAUCUCAGUACUGCAUUGAAGUUUGCUUUGAACAAGUCUCAUCACCACCUCCCCCUCCCUUUGACACCGUCAUCAAAGUUCUCCUCCCUAUUGAUUGGGCAAGUUGGACUGGACUGUCUGCUUUGAUAGUCCUUAUGAUAUGCCCUUUACAAAGCAACCAAAGGAAUUAUGUGAAGGCUCUCUAUGCGCUAGAAACUCUUAAAAUUGAGUUCAAUGCUGUGAGGAAAACAGGUGCGGAUGGGAAUUCAAAGGAUUAUGAAGAUGGGUUCUUUAAGAACCACUGUUUCUUACAAUGUUAUAUUAUUCUUGCAGCUGGAAUUGUACUUUUUCUUCUUGUGGAGAAGGUAGUGAGGUAUGUUGAAGAAAACUCGGGAGAAGCUAAUUCAUGGACUCAUGGACACCAUCACCAUAACCACAAUAGUAAGAAAAAAUUGAAAAAUUAUAACAGUUCUAGUAAUGCAAAGGAAGACAGAUUGCUAGAUGAGAGAAAAGAUGAUCAUUUGUCAGGUGACUCUUUGAAUGGAGAUAAUCAAUCUCAAUCUGAAACCUCACUCAGAAAGAGAAUUGGAAGCAAUGUGACCAAAAGUGAUAAUCUCAACCCUAGUACUGAUGGUAGCUCCACUGAUAAUAUAGAAUCUUCAAAGGAAAAAAGCCUUGUGUUUGGUUAUCUCAAUCUUUUCUCUGAUGGAGUGCAUAAUUUCACUGAUGGAAUGGCUUUAGGAAGUGCAUUCUUGCUUUAUGGAUCUGUUGGUGGCUGGUCUAGAACUCUGUUUUUGUUGGCACAUGAGCUUCCUCAAGAGAUUGGUGAUUUUGGCAUUCUAAUAAGAUCUGGUUUCAGCGUACCAAAAGCUUUGUUCUUCAACUUUCUUUCAGCACUUGUAGCACUUGCAGGGACUGCAUUGGCUCUGCUGUGGGGGAAAGAUCCUGGACAGUCAUCUCUCAUUGAGGGAUUCACAGCAGGUGGAUUUAUAUACAUCGCAAUUGCGGGAGUACUUGCAGAAAUGAAUAACAAUGGGAAUACAAAAUUAAGAAGUACAGUUGUCCAAAUAAUCUCGCUGACAAUGGGCAUGGCUGUUGCCCUUGGUAUUUCCCUUGUAGAAUGA